AUGUCAUUUGACUUUAAACUCACUUUCUCUUUAAAUAACACCACCUUAGAUUUUUAGCUAAAGAAAUGUAAACACCUGACUUCUCAGCAUUUAUACUGUGUACUGACUGCCCUUGCAGCGAGGGUAAGCAGGCUGGCACUCCCUAAGCUCUCCUGGUUUGUUUAACUUUCUGCUUUUUGGUCACCAGUACACAACUCUUGUGUCAGGCCUUAAGAACUGAUGAGGAUGGCAAAGUGUGUGGGCAAUUGUCAUGGAUUUGUCUGGCUCUUUUGCUCCACAGGUGACUAAAACACAAGAAGCCCCUGGCAAAGACCGCAAGAGACCAAAGGGAAUGGAGGAGACAAAAGCAAUGCAGGAGGUCUCUCGCACGCUGCCCAUCCCAACAAGCCAGCAGUCUCCAGCACAUCACCACAGGGACCCGCCUUUGGCCACUCACUUCAUUCCUUUUGUGGCCCAUUUUGGGGGCCGUCAGCCCAACCCCUUCAAGUUUCUCUUCUACACACCAAGUUGCUCCAACUCACACAGCCCCUUCUACACUGCGCAGAGGCCAACCUGCGGGUACCGCUACCACCGCGACACUGAUCACACCAGGAAGGUGAUGGAUGUCUCGAGUGCAAACAUUGUGAAAUGGAGACCCAUUCUGGGCACAAAGCCGUAG
Messenger RNA from Harpia harpyja (harpy eagle), 658 nucleotides. RefSeq names its product GUCA1A neighbor (gene CIMIP3). The record is from RefSeq and is a predicted model, not a curated record. Bases 251 to 658 code for a protein of 135 amino acids. Lineage: Eukaryota; Metazoa; Chordata; Aves; Accipitriformes; Accipitridae. The transcript has a single exon.